AGACCCCAGAACACAGUUGGAUUCCAGGGUCUGGAACUGACUCACUGUAGCCAAUCAGAAUCCAGGAACGCUAGGUCCCACCACUUUCCUUGUGAAGCAAUAGAUAACCCAGGAUUGCUGGGUGGCCCAGGUGGUAACAGUGUGUUUGCUUGUGGCCCUGAGACCCCUUGAGGCUCAGUGGGGUGGCCCUGUUACUCAGUCCCGCAAGUGGGCGGCCAGUGGAGGGAUGGGGACCACGCUCCCCUCCGCCUCCAGGGAGGCCACCCGGUGUGCAUCCUUGUCAGAGCAGGUUUCUGCGAGCCCGUGAAUGAGCCAGACACCAGCUAUCGGCCCUUGGCGCCCGGUGUGAGAAGGGCCCUAGCUGUCCGCCACGGGCAUGCCCUGCCAGCCUUCAGCCUGAGCCGGCGGCCCCCGCCCCCGCGCCCCGCCACCCUGCACUGCCCCGGCUCCCCCGAGACCCCCACGCUGCAGUGUGGCCGGGCUCCCUCCCCGCAGGGGCCGCCCCCGCCACCUGCCCCAGCUGUCCGGGGUGGCGGCCCAGCCCGCAGAGCCAUGAAGCUGCAGGCGGUGAUGGAGACCCUGUUGCAACGGCAGCAACGUGCACACCAGGAGCUGGAGGCCCGGCAGCAGCCGCCAGCGCCCGAGACCCCUACCCCGGGAUCCACAGGCCGAGUACGGGCCGCCCCUGAUGAGGACAGAGAGCCUGACAGUGCCCGCAUGCAGCGGGCACAGAUGGCCGCGCUGGCUGCCAUGAGGGCUGCCGCCGCGGGCCUUGGACACCCUCCCAGCCCUGGUGGCGGCUCUGAGGAUGGUCCUCCUGGCUCGGAGGACGAGGACAUGGACCAGGAGGGGGCUCCCAGCUCACCUGGCCGAGGCAAGGAGGGGCUGGGACACUUGGAAGGAGAUGGACACUUUGAGGACAUGGGCUCCGAUGAUGACAUGAAGCAAAAGUGGGAGGAGGAGGAGGAGCUCGAGGAGGACAUGGGGGACGAGGACGAGGACGAGGAGGAGGAAGAGGACUUCGAGGAGGAGGAAGAGGAGGAGGAGGAAGAGGGGCUGGGCCCCCCAGGACCCCCAGGCCUGGGCUCUGCAGGCCUCUUCCCCCGCAAGGCCCCGCCAGCCCAGGCCUUCCGCGGAGAUGGCGUCCCCAGGGCGCUAGGUGGCCCUGAGCGGCCGGGACCUGGCCCUGUGCACCCUGGAGGGGCCGCCCACGUAGCCCCCCAGCUGCAGCCGCCCGACCAUGGGGACUGGACGUACGAGGAGCAGUUCAAGCAGCUCUACGAACUCGACGGGGACCCGAAGAGGAAGGAGUUCCUGGACGACCUGUUCAGCUUCAUGCAGAAGCGAGGCACACCGGUGAACCGCAUUCCCAUCAUGGCCAAGCAGGUGCUCGACCUGUUCAUGCUGUACGUGCUGGUGACGGAGAAGGGCGGCCUGGUGGAGGUCAUCAACAAGAAGCUGUGGCGGGAGAUCACCAAGGGCCUCAACCUGCCCACCUCCAUCACCAGUGCUGCCUUCACGCUUCGGACCCAGUACAUGAAGUACUUGUAUCCCUAUGAGUGUGAGCGGCGUGGCCUCAGCAGCCCCAACGAGCUCCAGGCUGCUAUCGACAGCAACCGCCGGGAAGGUCGGCGCCAGAGCUUCGGCGGCUCCCUCUUCUCCUAUUCACCAGGUGGUGCCCACAGCAUGCUGUCCUCGCCCAAGCUGCCCGUCCAGUCCCUGGGCCUGGCCGCCAGCACCAACGGCAGCUCCAUCACCCCGGCCCCCAAGGUCAAGAAAGAGGAGGACUCGGCCAUCCCCAUCACGGUCCCCGGCCGCCUGCCUGUGUCCCUGGCAGGCCACCCUGUGGUGGCAGCCCAGGCAGCAGUGCAAGCAGCAGCAGCCCAGGCGGCUGUGGCAGCGCAGGCGGCGGCCCUGGAGCACAUCCGGGAGAAGCUGGAGUCUGGGGAGCCCCCGGAGAAGAAGAUGGUUCUGGUCGCGGAUGAGCAGCAGCGGCUCCUGCACCGGGCUCUGCAGCAGAACUUACUGGCCAUGACCGCCCAGCUGCCCAUGAGCAUCCGGAUUAACAGCCAAGCCUCUGAGAGCCGGCAGGACUCAGCCGUCAGCCUCGCUGGCACCAAUGGCAGCAACAGUAUUAGCAUGUCCGUGGAGCUCAACGGCAUCAUGUACACAGGGGUCCUAUUUGCUCAGCCGCCGGCCCCCGCGCCACCCUCAGCACCCAGCAAAGGCGGUGGUGGCGGCAGCAGCAGUAGCAGCAGCAGCAGCAGCAGCAGCAGCAACUCAGGUGGCCGGGGAGGACCCACGGGGACCAGCUCGGGCAGCCAGGCGGGUGCAGCAGGGCUGGCAGCACCGCCUACAUCUUCUACCUCAAAUAACUCGUUGCCUUAACUGUGUGGCUCCCUGCCUGCCCGCUGCCCCCCCCCCCGCCCCCAGGAGCUGACAGUGCCUGGGGCUGGGGUCCAGGAAGGCGGAAGCAACAGGCGGGAAGAGCAGAGCUUCACCACAAUAUCACAUUGACGCCAAAAAGGAAAGAGAAAGAGAAUAUAUAUAUAUAUACAUAUAUACAUAUAUAUAAAGCAAAUCUAAUAAAACAGGGGAAAACCAAGGAACACUUGAAUUUCUCAGGUUGUGGACAUUCAGAGAUGGAUUAUGAGGACCGUGAAAAGAUCCUAAAGGACAGCCAUGCCGCUGGAGCCCCUGGAGACUUUCUCUGCUCCUGGGCAGGUGGCUGUGGCUGUGGUGUUUGGCACGGAGCAGCUGCAAUGUCAGAGCCAACCCUCUUUACCUCAUACAUCCCUGCACUGUGUGUUAGCAAUUUUGUCUGUUUUUUAUUCUCACUUUUUAUUUUUAUCUGUGACACAUUCAUCACACCCAGCUCCUUGUGUUGAAUGAAACCCCUGAGCCAAGAU
This is a messenger RNA of Chinchilla lanigera (long-tailed chinchilla), 2909 nucleotides long. RefSeq names its product AT rich interactive domain 3A (BRIGHT-like) (gene Arid3a). NCBI's taxonomy places the organism in Eukaryota, Metazoa, Chordata, Mammalia, Rodentia, Chinchillidae. The record is from RefSeq and is a predicted model, not a curated record. Gene Ontology annotation, biological process: regulation of transcription by RNA polymerase II. The transcript is spliced from 9 exons. The coding region runs from base 553 to 2388 and encodes 611 amino acids. Gene Ontology annotation, molecular function: DNA binding. Gene Ontology annotation, cellular component: nucleus.